GAUCUUCAGUUUUCAGUCGGCUUGGAAGUCAAGUUUUUACGGCUUGCAGAAUUUUUUUCGUGGGCUCGGUCUUUGUAUAAAUAGUAUUGCGGGCGAGGCUUUUCAAUCAGAAGCGACUCAACCGCAGAUCGUAGCUGUCAUCAUGAAAUUCCUGGUUAUUGCCUUUGCCGUUCUGGCCUGCGCCUAUGGCGAUGUCUCCCACCUGGGUUACAACUACUCGCCCCCGGCUCCGGUUUACCAGCCAGCUCCUAUCAGCAUCCCAGCCCCGGCUCCGGUUUACCAGCCAGCUCCCAUCAGCAUCCCAGCCCCGGCUCCGGUUUACCAGCCAGCUCCCAUCAGCAUCCCUGCUCCUGCCCCAGCUCCAGUUGUGAUCCCAGCUCCUGCCCCAGCUCCAGUUGUGAUCUCUGCUCCAGCUCCCGCUCCAGUGAGGACCUACGUGCCCCCAGCACCCAUCAGCAUCCCAGCUCCAGCUCCAGUUGUGAUCCCCGCUCCUGCCCCAGCUCCAGUUGUGAUCCCCGCUCCUGCCCCAGCUCCAGUUGUGAUCCCAGCUCCUGCUCCAGCUCCAGUUGUGAUCCCUGCUCCUGCCCCAGCUCCAGUUGUGAUCCCAGCUCCGGCUCCCGUCAGGUCUUACAUUCCCCCCGCACCAGCACCAGCUCCCGUCUACAACCCAGCUCCUGCUCCCAUCCCAGUGAGCAUCCCAGCUCCAGCUCCAGUUGUGAUCCCCGCUCCUGCUCCAGCUCCAGUUGUGAUCCCCGCUCCUGCUCCAGCUCCAGUUGUGAUCCCUGCCCCAGCUCCCGUGAGGACCUACGUGCCCCCUGCACCCAUCAGCAUCCCUGCUCCCGCUCCCGUCUACCAGCCAGCUCCCAUCAGCAUCCCCGCUCCGGCUCCAGUCUACCAGCCCGCUCCUGCUCCCGUCUACCAGCCCAGCAGCCAGCAGGUCCUGGAGGAGAUCGAGCCCGUGUCCGCUGAUGGUUACCGCUACAAGACCGUGCGUCGUCGCGUCUACCGUCACCGCUUCUAAACUUACCAAAGCCCUUCGAAACUGUUUCCUAACGAAUUCCCAACUGGGAAUUGAAAAAUAAAAAAAUUCCCGUCUUCGACUUGUUAAACAAAAAGAAA
Molecule: messenger RNA, 1119 nt
Organism: Drosophila bipectinata
Lineage: Eukaryota; Metazoa; Arthropoda; Insecta; Diptera; Drosophilidae
Product: skin secretory protein xP2
Source: RefSeq, a predicted model, not a curated record